This is a messenger RNA of Laetiporus sulphureus 93-53, 346 nucleotides long. RefSeq lists its product as uncharacterized. The record is from RefSeq and is a predicted model, not a curated record. The transcript has a single exon. The coding region runs from base 83 to 301 and encodes 72 amino acids. NCBI's taxonomy places the organism in Eukaryota, Fungi, Basidiomycota, Agaricomycetes, Polyporales, Laetiporaceae.
GAUAGCUCAGGAUCUGUUCCAGAUCCCACGAACCCGGGCUGUCAAUUAAUAUUUCAGCAAAUGCACCCCGGGUGACCUAACCAUGUCUGCUCAGGUGCUCAUUGUGGGGACGUUGUUUCCGCGAUCUGAAUGCACGGUUCUGCCGCCGGUACGCACAGACUGCCGAGCAGAUGGCCCGCGGACACCGAAUGAUCCCGCCAUAGCCUCGUUGCACGCGCUGUCGAUGUCUACUCGGCUUCAUUAUUUUAGGAUGAAGCUUAAAGACCCUGGGCCUCUCUUCCCCGCUACGUCGGACUCUUGAUGCAUGAUGCGCUGGGCGGACCGACCUGACGUCUCGUGAGAUUCG